This is a messenger RNA of Melanaphis sacchari, 1043 nucleotides long. It is a transcript of the gene TfIIEbeta, whose product is annotated as transcription initiation factor IIE subunit beta. The transcript has 7 exons. Gene Ontology annotation, cellular component: transcription factor TFIIE complex. NCBI's taxonomy places the organism in Eukaryota, Metazoa, Arthropoda, Insecta, Hemiptera, Aphididae. Gene Ontology annotation, biological process: transcription initiation at RNA polymerase II promoter. Bases 180 to 1043 code for a protein of 287 amino acids. The record is from RefSeq and is a predicted model, not a curated record.
AUCAUCUACUAAAGUUACAACAACAAUUUUUAAUGUUUGUGUUCUCAAAUUUAUAUUUUAUAUUCUCAACUCUAAUUAACAAGUAGUAAUUGAACCUAAUUUCAUUAUAAAAUAAAAAUUAUAUUAUGUAAUGUAGAAAAAAUAGUUUGUUUGCUAAGUCUAUUUCUAAGUAAAAAAACAUGGAUCCAGCUUUGCUUAGAGAAAGAGAAUUAUUCAAAUUAAAAGCUUCAGCUAUUCCUGUAGUUGAAAAAAGAUUAAAAGAAGACACCAGCAACAAAGAUGAUAUUAAAAGGAAAUCAAAACCAUUACCAUCUAUGCCCAGACCACCUUCACCACCAAAUGCUUCAAGUUCAUUAAAUAGUUACAAAUCAUAUGGACAAAGUUCUCAAUAUAAAUUUGGUGUACUUACCAAAAUAGUUAAGUAUAUUAGAGCUCGACAUCAGGAUGGAGAUGAUCAUCCAUUAACAUUAGAUGAAUUAUUAGAUGAAACUAAUCAAUUAGACGUUGGAACUAAAGUAAAAACGUGGUUAGAAACUGAAGCACUGCCAGGCAAUCCAAAAAUUGAACGCACAUCUGAUGGAAAAUAUAUGUUUAAACCUCCUUAUAAACUUAAAGACAGAAAAGCUUUGUUAAAGUUAUUAAAACAACAAGAUUUGAAAGGUUUAGGGGGAAUUAUGUUGGAUGAUAUUCAAGAAUCAUUACCUAAUUGUGAAAAAGCUCUUAAGCACCUACAAAAUGAAAUAUUAUAUGUUUGUCGGCCUGGAGAUAAAAAAAAAGUUAUGUUCUACAAUGACAAAUCUGCAACUAUUGAUAUUAAUGAAGAAUUUAAAAAAAUGUGGAGGAGUAUUGCAGUAGAAAAUAUGGAUGAUGAAAAGAUAGAGGAACAUUUGGAGAAACAGGGUAUAAGUUCCAUGCAAGAUAAUGGUAUUAAAAAAGUAAACCAUGUUAAACGGAAAAAACCAGUGACCAAGAAAAGAUUAUCUAAGAGACCAAGGGAUAAUGAACAUUUGGCAAAUGUUUUGGAAGAUUAUGAUACACUGUAA